CUGAGUGAUCCAGUCAACACGGAACAAUCUGGUGCUGGGCAGAUAAGCCUCAUCGGCAAAGGCAAGGGCGACUGGAAUGGCCAUUUCUGGCUCGUCAGGCGCCACCAGCCAAUUAUACCCAAGCCCAAGUGCAUCCGAAUCUUCACAAACGUGGAUAGCGUACCUUCGAACCUGGGUAAUAACGGCACCUAUGUGCUGCAGGAGUACAUAACCAAUCCUCUGCUGGUUGACGGCUACAAGUUUGAUCUGCGGGUCUACGUCCUUAUCACCUCUUGCUGUCCUUUGCGGAUUUUUGUUUACAAUGAAGGCUUGGUGCGGGUCAGUGCUGAGAAAUACAUCAGUCCGAUUGAACCAAAUGGCGAAUCCAUGUACAGACACCUGACCAACUACACCCUGAACAAGCGUCACCACCAGUAUGUUCGUUGCGACGAUGAGUCCACUGGUAGCAAACGUUCCUUCGCCUUUCUGGACAACUACAUUCAGGUCAACCUCGAGUCUGAUCCGCAAAUCAUCUGGCGUCGCAUUCGAAACCUCAUAGUCAAAACUAUGAUAAUCGGUGCACCACACAUCAAUCAUGCCUACCGCCUUUUUCACCGAGGGAGCGGCCGGCCCAGUAGUCUCAGUUAUCCUUCCUGCGAGGCUCCCCGGCCAGCGAAAGGUGUCAGCAGAACGGUCUCAAGUUCUCAAAUAUCUGAUCGUAGGGGCUGGAACGUGGCGGCACCUCCUGCUCAGCGAACAGUAAAAAACAACUCCAGUUCUACGGGCCGAAAGGCACCAGCCACCGCUGAGGUCGUCACCGAUCGAGCAAGUAUUGCCAUGCGAUCGGCUGCCUUUGAGAUCCUUGGUUUUGACAUUCUGCUGGAUCGCAACCUACGGCCCUGGCUCAUAGAAGUUAACCGCUCACCAUCGUUCGGCUGCGAUCAGGAAUUAGAUUUGCGAGUAAAGUCGGGCUUACUGCGUGAUGCUCUACACCUAAUCAAUAUACGACCAUCCGACAAGCAAAUGGCAGAAGAGGCAAUGAAGGUGCGUUCAAUAAGACGACUCCUUUCAGCCUCUCCAAGCCAGACAUUGCUCUCUUCAAUGUCCCACGAUUCAAUUCCGAUGCAUCGUCUCAGCCCAAAGUCAAUGUCCAACGCCAGUAACAGGACCAGAAACGAUAUUUAUGCAAAACACGGAAGUCUAAAUUCUCAGGAUCUGGCAGCCGACUGGCUGCAAAAACCUUCGGAAUUGUAUCGGCGAAUUCGCGAACUGGUAUGCCUGAAAACGUUAUUUUUUUUCAAUUGA
This is a messenger RNA of Dibothriocephalus latus, 1284 nucleotides long. Lineage: Eukaryota; Metazoa; Platyhelminthes; Cestoda; Diphyllobothriidea; Diphyllobothriidae. The record is from the annotation of a GenBank genome assembly.